UAUUUCGAAACCGAGCAAUCGAGUUUUCGAGUUCGGCCAUUUCGUUUGAUCUUUAAAUUGUUGUUAUCGAUUUACGUAUUUCGAUAUUGUUAAAGUUGCCGUUCCGAAAUCAAUUUCAAUCACUGCAAUUCGAUUUCAUCAUUGACAAGGUAAAAAAAUCGUUUUUCUAUCAAUGGUUAUCGAUUAUAUCAGCUUAUUAUGCACAUUGAAUUAAAAUAAGCGCGAAAAAAAAUGCUCAAACGACUGAAUAAAGAUAACGAGUUAGAAUUGGAGCAUUGUUUAAUGGAUCCUUCUAGUUUCGAUUUAUCGCGGCGCAAAAUGCCGCUCUAUUAUAAAAAAUUAGUCGUCCCGAUGAGGAUGAGAAGCGUCUAUUGGAAAUACUUCGGGUUCCCGGCGAACGACGACGGCACAAUAUUAACCAGAGAAAAGAUCGUCUGCAUUAUUUGCAAAUCUCAAAUGAUUUAUAAUCGAAACACGAGCAAUCUCCGCAUGCAUUUGCACAGCAAACACAAAAAUAUAUUUCGAAAAAUUGAAAUCGAAGAAGGAGAAAAACCUCCACCUACUCCUAGCCCCGGAACCUCCGCGAAGCGAGCCAAGACCUCCUCGUCGUUGAAAAACAUAUAUUCUCGAAAUGUCGACGGAACCGUCGAUUUUAACGCUAGCAAGCAGAAAAAUGAUAAUAAAGAAGUUCACGUCGUAAUGACAGAGGAAGUCACCGAAUCGGAUAUAUCUAAUAUUGCCAUCAUUUUCCCUAAUAACGACGAAUUGAGCGAAUUUAACGAAGUCAGACACGUCACCAACGAUAACACCGAGUCGAGUGAAAUUACAGACGCUGUGGUCAAUUUCAUCAUCACCGAUUUAGUCCCUACCGAUGUCGUCGAUGGCAAAGGGUUCAAUAAUUUGGUUUCCAGUUUGUACAAUAAACCAGUCACCUUACCCAGUGAGAAAAAAGUCACCGAAGAGUUGAUCCCCGAAUUAUACGAAUCCUGCAAGCAACAAGUCUAUAAUGCUAUAAUGAACAAUUGCAUCAGUAAUCUUUCAAUUAGUAUCGAAGAAUGGCAGACCCUAGAUGGGUUAAAAUGCGAAUCUAUUUAUAUGCACUACUUGCAAAACGGCGAACCUCGUUUAUUCACGAAAUUACUAACCACCGUUUAUUGCACCGGUUCUGAAACCGCCCAGCACUGGAUUUCCGUUCUGGAUAAACUAUUCGGCGACUGGAAUAUCAACAGUACGGCGAUAACCGGCGUCAUUUUGGCCUCUGAAUGCGCAGAAUUAAGAGCCGCAUUACAAAUCAAAAGUAUCACUCCGCUACCUUGUUUCUUGAACAUACUGCAGAGAUUAUGUUCGGAGAAUUGUUUCCAAUUUCCUGAUAUAAAAUUGCUAUUGGAGAAAUGUCGUCGAGUGGUGAAAUUCAUUCAAGAAUUGAAAGUCGCCGUUUACGAAUCUGCAACUACGAACACCGAUUUUGAAGACGACGACUACGAUGAAAAUGACGAAAACGCGUUGAAUUACGACAGUCCUCAUUCGUGGUUGACCACGUAUUACAUGUUGAGAGGUUUACUCAGAAGAAAAGAAACCAUUAUACAAGUGUUGAACGAUUCUUCGGUCAAAUUAAAAUACACCUCGUUAUCGUCCAUCGAAUGGGAUAAAAUGCAAGAUUUGAUAAACGUACUCAAACCUUUGAAAACUUUCGUGAGUACUUUAUUCGAAGAAAAGAAUCCGUCGAUUUCGUUAAUCAAACCGAUCACUCUGAGAGUGAAUAACGCCGAGCUUGAAAUCAACGAAGACGAUUCGUCUUUAACGCAGCAGCUAAAAACAACGAUUAAAAAUUUCUUAAAUGACGCUUACGGCGAUACUGUAGUCGAGCAACUCAUAUCGAUCGCUACUGCGUUAGAUCCUCGUUUCAAAACUUACGUACAAGAUGAACAUUUCAACCUGGAGCAGACUUUGAUGGAUCUUUUGUCAGAAUUGAUCAGAACCGAAGGUGCUUGCCCUUCCGAGGAACCUAGCACAAGUGCGGGGAAAAGCCCAUCGACUGAUAAAAAAGCUCGACUUUCCGGUAUCAACGCCUUAUUCGGUUCCUUCACUGUGAGUAAGCCUGCGGUAACAGAUCAAGAUAGAGUCAAAAUGGAAGUACAGAGCUAUCAAACAGCCUCUAACGCUUCGUUCGAAGAAUGUCCUUUAGAAUGGUGGCAACUCAUGAAUAAGAAAUGCCCGAAUUUGAUCAGAUUGGCUCACCGUUACCAUUGUAUUCCUGCUACCGUCAUUUUCAACGGGUGCCACUCGGUCAAGGAGUACAUGAGUUAUUCUUCAAAACGGGCAUCUCUAAAUGUUAAUAUGAUAGAUCCGUUAUUAUUUUUACACACUAAUAGAGUACUAUUUUGAUGUAAACUAUGCUAAGGUUUCCUGUUAGAUUUUUUUAGUUGACACGAGUGUAAGAAGAUUUUUCUUAUUGUAAAAUUUUUAUUUAUUGUAAAAUAUAAAAUACAAAAUAUUUACAUGAGUGUACAAACAUG
This is a messenger RNA of Planococcus citri (citrus mealybug), 2516 nucleotides long. RefSeq names its product DNA replication-related element factor (gene Dref). The transcript has 2 exons. Gene Ontology annotation, molecular function: DNA binding; protein dimerization activity. Gene Ontology annotation, biological process: regulation of transcription by RNA polymerase II. The record is from RefSeq and is a predicted model, not a curated record. Bases 232 to 2385 code for a protein of 717 amino acids. Lineage: Eukaryota; Metazoa; Arthropoda; Insecta; Hemiptera; Pseudococcidae. Gene Ontology annotation, cellular component: nucleus.